Tilletiopsis washingtonensis is the source of this 2415-nucleotide messenger RNA. RefSeq lists its product as hypothetical. Bases 1 to 2238 code for a protein of 745 amino acids. NCBI's taxonomy places the organism in Eukaryota, Fungi, Basidiomycota, Exobasidiomycetes, Entylomatales. Gene Ontology annotation, molecular function: methyltransferase activity; structural constituent of ribosome. Gene Ontology annotation, biological process: translation. The record is from RefSeq and is a predicted model, not a curated record. The transcript has 4 exons. Gene Ontology annotation, cellular component: mitochondrial small ribosomal subunit.
AUGACCUCGCACCAGCUCCUUUCCGCCGCCCUCGUCUCGUCGCGCACCGCCGCCGCGCGCGCCGGCGCCGCCGUGGCGCGCACGCGCGUGCCGCCGCCCGGCGCCGAAGAUGCCUCGCCGGCGUCCAUGUCGAGGGACGGCCUCUCGGCCCGCGAGCGGCGCCGCAGCCGUGCCGCCCGCUUCGGCACGCUGGCCCCGGAGCAUGCUACGGCACUACCGACUGAGCUUGUGCAGGCCAUUGCGCAGUGGCGCGAAGAGGCACCGGCGCCGCCAAAGUCCAGCGGCGGACCUCUGCGCUCGGCACAUGAGCAUCUCCUCUCGCCGCGCUCGCCGGCGCGCUAUGCCAUCCUGGUCAAGAUCCUACAGUCGCUGGCAGACCGGCUGGGCCCAGGGUCAAGCGGGCAGGGCUCGGCCGGCUGGACCCCGCGCCACGUCUCUGACCUCUCGUGCGGCGCGGGCGAGGGCCUGUGGGCAGCGGCUCAGGCCUGGCCGAGUGUGGCAUCGUAUGCUGGCUCCGACGCAGCCGGCGCUCUGGCACGCACGGGCGGCGACCUCUUGCACCUGCUGCCAGAGGAGCAUCCCCUGCGUGCUGUGCGGACCUCCUUCCGCUCCAACCGCUCGGCGUCGGCGCCACGGCGCGGCGAAGCAGCUCAGACGUUGGCGCUGAUUCCGUUUGCGCUCGCCGAGCUGCCGUCCGACGCAAGCCGCUCGCGUCUGAUCCGCGAGGCGUGGGACAGUGGCGCCCACGUCAUCGUCCUCGUCGAGGCGGGCGACACGCGCGGCUUUGCCUGCAUUGCCAGUGCGCGCGAGGAGCUGCUGGCACUGGGGCGCGGAGAGGGCGAGGCGAGCACAGUGGGACUCGAGAGCAUCGUCGUCGACGGCCGGACAUACUACGCUCAGCCGAGUGCGGACGAUGCCGAGGGUGACGGCGCAGCUGCGGAGAGCACAGCCGAGGGCUCAUACGUCGUGGCACCGUGCCCGCACGACCGGCCGUGUCCACUGCUGCACGACUUUCUGCCGAGCACCUCUUCCACCUCCUUCCACGGCGGCACUGCGCUGCCCGUCUGCUCCUUUCCCUCGCGCGCCUCGAUUCCAUCGUACGCAGCAGCACCGCGACCCGACGACAGCUCGCGCUUCUCGUAUGUGGCGAUUGUGCGGGGACAGCGGCCGUCUGCCUCUGCGCGGGAAGAGGACGUCGCCACCGGAGCAGCACGAACAAAGCUGGGCAUUCUCGACGAACUGCGAGCUGGACCACGACGAUUGCCGGCGCAGAUCGUGGAGCCGCUGGCAUUUGAGGACGAGGCAGAGCUCUCACCAGAAGACCUCGCAGCUCGUCAAGAGCUGCUAGCACUGCUGCCGCAGGCGCUCGAGCGCGAGGCCAAGCUGAGCGGCCUGCCUCUGGACAGCGAGGCUCUGGCAGAGUCCUUGUCGCAGGCGCACGACCUGUGGUCGGAGAGUGCACAAGCAGCGGAGCAGAGUGCGGUGGACGAGCAGCGGCAGACUGAGAACGAUGCGCUCGAGGACAGCUCGUCGUUCAUCGAACAGGCGACUGGCUCGAGCGCCUCGCUGCCGGACCUCUCGCAGCUGCUGGCCGAUGCCUCGAUCCAGCAAGGCGACGACGGUCGGGAGCUCAGUCCCUUGCUGGAGCGCGCGUUCUCAACAGACGCAGAGGAGCCAGAUGCCAUGCCUGUCGAGGUGUUCAGCCCCGAAGACGAGGAGUCGAUGCGUCUCGAGGCCCUGUCAUGGCCGCGACUUGUGCGGCCGCCGCUCAAGAAGGGCGGCCACGUCACCUUUGACGCAUGCACCGCCUCCGGUGCCAUCGAGCGCUUCACCUUGCCUCGCUCGGCGGGCCGGCAGGCGUACCACGACGCGCGCAAGGCGUCCUGGGGCGAUCUCUUCCCCCACGACGCCGGCAAGGGCACGACGGAGCGAGUUCCCGCUGCGUCAGACGAGCGUACGCCGGCAGCUCGCGGCGUGCAGCGCACGCCGGCCGGCAAGAAGGUGCGCCGUGAGAUGCUCAGCUCGGCCGCUGCCAUCGGCGCCGACCUUGUGGCGCCUCGUGAGCGCGAGGGCCGCGGCGACGCAGAGGCGACGGCACGUGGCGGCAAGAACAUCGUCGGCCGCAGAGCUCACUACACGCAGGGCGGAGGCGGCGACGCUCGGAGCGCCCGUCCGAGCCGGAAGCGCAGCAUGGGCGACUACCACUUCGAGCCGAUGGAGGACGGAGCCUUUGUAUGAGACGGCAAGUGGGCCACGCAAUAUACCUCUGCACUCUGGCCGGACCACUGCACUCUGCUCUCGGGACAGUGCAUCGGCUAAGUCUAUGAUUGAGUCAGUCGGCGCCUGACGUGACAGUGCUGCGAUGCUUGCUCCUCUGCGGCUCAUCCGACCUCAUCGACCUUCGAGCGGUGCAGU